AUGUUCUGGAUUGCCGAUCAGGCCGUAUCCGUUCGGGAAUCUGCCGAGUGGUAUCGCUUCUAUGUCGGCGAUUUGGUUUCAAGGGGAAGCGGUGAAGAUACCAGGGACGGCCUCAAGGUCAGUGACGAAGACUGCGGUGGCGGGUUGUGCCUUGCCGGCCAGGCUCUUUCGGAGCUGCAGCGGGUCGUGACUUCAGGAUCAGGGCCUGGAGGUGGACUCUCGCAAGUAGAGC
Symbiodinium necroappetens is the source of this 232-nucleotide messenger RNA. Lineage: Eukaryota; Dinophyceae; Suessiales; Symbiodiniaceae. The record is from the annotation of a GenBank genome assembly.